Molecule: messenger RNA, 2470 nt
Organism: Bombina bombina (fire-bellied toad)
Lineage: Eukaryota; Metazoa; Chordata; Amphibia; Anura; Bombinatoridae
Gene: POPDC2
Product: popeye domain containing 2
Exons: 6
Coding region: 1058-2119 (353 amino acids)
Cellular component (GO): sarcolemma
Molecular function (GO): cAMP binding
Source: RefSeq, a predicted model, not a curated record
AUGGAUAUCCAGUUGGGGUCUCACUUCAAGCUGUCGCCAGGGCAUCCAAAUUCCACACAGCUCUCAGCCUGUCCCUUUGUGUAGUUGUACACUUGUCAGGGGAGAGGGAGACAGCAAAACCAGGAGUACGGGGGGAUCAGAGAGAGAUUUAUAGGCUGGAAAAAACAGAGGGCUUUAAAUACUUAAGUAGUGAGAAACAUAAAAACAUCAGGACUUGCAAGGAGAGCAAAUGUCAUGUUAAUCCUGAAUUAAAUGCAGGAUUAAGGCUUGGAAAAUUACACAGAAAAGUAUGAUCCUUGGCAGAGCUUAGUUUAGGGAGAGACUAUCAGAGAGUGUUGGUGCGCAUUCAGGGGAGGUUAGGUGAGGGGGGAGUCUUCAGCUCUAAUCUGGCUUCCUACAUAGUUUAGAAAAAUAAUUAAUAAUCUAUUCAAUGAAGUAGUAGUUGAGAAUCCCCAACCCAUUUUCUGUAGAGUAAAGCUGAGGACACACAUAUAUAUCUUCAGGGAGUAGAGAAGGAAAUCCUGGACUCAUACUGCAAAGUGGGCAGGUGCCAAGGAGACCUUUAAUACAUUUAUUAACUGGAAAGGUGAAUUGAGAAGGGCACCUAAAGUCUGGAGUGGACAACUAAAAGCCUUUGUACAUCCUGAUACAUCUCUUGGGAUAGAAAUUUAUUUCUAAAGCUUUCAUUGGCUCUUUAUAACCACAAGGACUAGCAUCACCAACCUAUCACAUGUUUUUUUUCUAUUUUGUACCUGGAGUCCACAUAAUUUGUUCCCUUCAGCAGUGUGGAUUAACGUGGGUCUACUUCUGUAACCUGUGUAGCAAAGAUCUCCUGACGUGUCAACUGUCUACCGACUCUGGUUCCUACCCUGGCCUCUUCUACCCCACCACUUGUUCUAUCUAUAAUUCAUAACCCACUCUGCAGGAAAAUCUCCCAGCAAUACCAAAUCAGAAAAACAAUCAGUACUUAAGAAAGGAGAUAGAAUUGCCUUUUGCACAUCUUCAGGAUACAUUUUAACUACAGGAGUGGUACCUUGGCACAAGUGAUACCAGAGAGAUGUCCAGCAACAGCACAAUUCUACAGCAGCUCCUGUAUACCUCACCCCACUGCGAUGACUGGAAUGAGUUUAUGGAACAGGGACUAUACCAUCUCGCAGCUGUCAUUCUCUUGUUGGCAUUCAUGGGUGGCAGCACCAUCUUUGGCUGUAUUUACAUCUUUGUGCUUUUGUUUGCCGGCUUCCUGUGCACUGCUGUAUGGGGCUGGUUGGCGGCGUGUGGGGUUGACAUUUUCAUAUGGAAUUUGCUUUUAAUGGUUAUCUGUGUGAUGCAAGUUGCCCACCUCCUGUACCAGCUGCGGAAGGAGUCUUAUGGAGAGGACUAUGACACCCUUUACCGCACGCUGUACCAACCCCUGCAGGUGCCCUUGCCAGUCUUCAAGGAGAUAGCUCACUGCAGCAUGAUGCAGGUGCAGACGCUGAGCAGAGACCAGAACUAUGCAUUGGAGGGGAAGACACCCAUCGAUCGCCUCUCCCUUCUCAUCUCUGGCAGGGUGAAGGUGAGUCUCGAUGGCCAAUUUCUGCACUAUAUCUUCCCCUACCAGUUUUUAGACUCCCCUGAAUGGGAAUCUCUGCAUCCAUCUGAGGAAGGGGCAUUCCAGGUGACCCUAACGGCAGAGACAGACUGUACAUAUGUGAGUUGGCCAAGGAAGAAGCUGUAUCUUCUACUAGCCAAGGAAAAAUACAUUGCACGUCUGUUCUCUGUGCUCCUCGGAUUUGAUAUCUCCCAGAAACUCUACGCUCUCAAUGAUAAACUCUUCGCUAAGUUUGGGUUACGCUUUGACAUUCGUCUGCCAAGCCUCUACCAUGUACUGGGGCCUUGCUCGGGGUCAGUCGGAGAUAUAGAAUCUGUUGCAGAGCCACUGGCUUCUCUCAUCCCACAGGACCAUGCGCCCAUACACAAGGUCGCUCCAGUUCUUCCUCACCAGCCCCCUGGCAACAAGGGUACCCGGCCUGAUAGUGGCAAUAUGGGUGAGGACUCCAGCAGCCUAAUCCUGGAGGAUUUUGCAGAGCUACCUGGUUCUUUUAUGGAUUAUGUGAGCGAGGGGGAGUAUAUGAAGUGAGAGGGGGCAGCUGGUAUGGGAGUGCCCACUUGCAGUAUCCUGAACAGGGCCCACCCUCGUGCUCUGUCACAUGGAAGAGCCCCGCUGGCUCCAACUAAGACACCAGAACUAUAGGGAACAAAUGAGAAGACCCAGUAAUGCAGUGACAUGAUGCACAAGUGUGUGUAUGUCUGAACUCACAGAAGCACAGCUAUACACUGAAAGCAACUAGAGGCUGCUGUGCACUCGCACAAAAAUAUUAUUAUUUCCCCAAGCACAAAGUAUAUUACUGUAUAUAUACUUACAGUGUACACAUACACACGUGUAUAUAUAUAUAUAUAUAUAUAUAUAUACACACACACAUACAUAUAU